CCUGAAGGAUAUAUUGAAUUAAUGAAAGAAUGCUGGCAUUCUGAUCCGGAGAAAAGACCAACAGCUACUGAUUUAUUUGGAAAAAUUCAAAAUAUGCUACGGAAUAAAAAUCCAACUGAAAUUAUUGAAUCAUUAGAUAUUGGAUCUGUAACAACAAAUAAUCCAGGUGCCAUUUAUAAGAGUAGACCUUUAAGUAGCAUGAUUAAUUCUGCAAUGUCUUUAAGGAGUUCAAGAAGUCUGUCUAUAAAUUUAGGAACUGGUAAAAGAAAAAUUGAAGACCUAGUUACAGAUAAUAAUGAUGGUCAAUGUAUUAAAAAGGAAAAAUUAUGUGAAAAUGAAAUUAAUGAAUAUCUUACGAACGAAAUUAAAUUUGAUAUUAAUAUGAAUUUUAAUCAAUCCCAUAAACCUCAUAAUAAAGGUAAAUAGUUUAUUGGUGCUUUUAAUAAUAUCUUAGUAAUGCUUUUAUACGUUAUAACCAUUUAUUUUUUAAAUUGAAUAUAGAUUACGUCACUCUGGAAUUUGAACUUGAUAUCGAUUUUAAUAAUCCUUGAA
Molecule: messenger RNA, 552 nt
Organism: Rhizophagus irregularis DAOM 181602=DAOM 197198
Lineage: Eukaryota; Fungi; Glomeromycota; Glomeromycetes; Glomerales; Glomeraceae
Source: RefSeq, a predicted model, not a curated record